AUGAAACAAAUUUUGCUUUUUGUGGUGGGAAUUUCUUCCCUGGUAAAUUGUCUUGAUCUGAUGGACUCGAGCAUGUUUUCUGAUCUGCCAAAUUUGAUCCCCGUCAGCUUCGGACCGAACUACAACAGGGAGGCAGUUUCGCGGAGAAUUGCAUCUUGGCGGCCCAAGAGCGGAAGGAAUAUCUGGGAGUUGAGUGGUCUUCGUGAGGGAGACAUAAUGGACCAACCUGGGGACAAGGGCAGGAACGUCAUCAUCGACCCCAAGUACAACUGGCCCAACAACACCAUGGUCUACAGACUCAUGCAUGGAAUGACUUCAAAGGAAAAAAUGGUGGUGAAAGAGGCGAUGGAGAUGAUCAUGCAAGGGUCGUGCAUGCACUUCCGACCCUACCGCAACGGAGACAAGGACUACGUGUACAUUCAGUACAAUGACACCGGCUGCUGGUCGCUGGUCGGUCGAAGAGGCGGGGCGCAGCCGGUCAAUCUGCAGAGGGACGCGUGCUUCAUUCCGGGCCCGGUCGCCCACGAACUUCUGCACGCCGCCGGUUUUGAGCACCAACACAGCGCCCCAGACCGAAACGACUACGUUUUUAUCAACUACACCAACAUUGAAGAAGCCGACUGGGAUCAGUUCGAGUUGUUGUCCGCCUCUGAGUACUCGGAACUUGGCGUUGGCUACGAUUACAACAGUUUGAUGCACUACACCCGAACGGCCUUUUCUAAAAACGGGGAGGACACCAUCAUUCCUUAUGAGGAUGGAGUUGAGAUUGGUCAGCAGGAUUACGUCUCAGACAAAGAUUACCGGAAACUGAACGUUAAGUACAACUGUCAUUACGAGGAUGAUCAAAUGGAAAAUAAAGUCGAUUGGAGCCAAAACGGCGAGAGCAACAGUAUGCAUGGCCACGCCAAUUCCAACCCCAGCGUUGAAUCCAACGGAAACCAUGGAGGCGGAUUCAUGUCACUUCUUGGCUGA
Molecule: messenger RNA, 972 nt
Organism: Neocloeon triangulifer
Lineage: Eukaryota; Metazoa; Arthropoda; Insecta; Ephemeroptera; Baetidae
Product: zinc metalloproteinase nas-14-like
Exons: 5
Coding region: 1-972 (323 amino acids)
Biological process (GO): proteolysis
Molecular function (GO): metalloendopeptidase activity; zinc ion binding
Source: RefSeq, a predicted model, not a curated record